AUGCGCGUCGCUGUCGUUAUUGCGUUUCUCGCCCCCAUCACUGAGGGUCUUCUGCUGAUGCCCUCCGAGCCGAUCUUCACGCUCGAGCUUGGCCCUGGAUGCAUCCGUACUGUUAUGGAAGCCGGGAAAAAACGUCUUGAAGCUGAUGGUUACGACUAUACCGACCUUACACACUCGUCGAUCCGGGCUGCUCGAGCCGAUGGCGCGUCUACAGACGAUGGGGCAAAGUCCAUGCCACCUCAAAACAAUGCCCUCGACCAGUUCGUAACUCUCAACGCAACUGCUCUGGCAGAAAAUCUCCUAGGUUUAACUGGAUUCCACACGCGAUACUACAAAUCACAGACCGGCAUUCAAUCUUCGAAGUGGCUUCUGGGCCGCAUUCAAGCCUACAUAAGUGGCGCAACGUCUCGAGGCGUCAAGAGAGCGUCUUUCAGGGUCGUGGACCAUAACUGGAAGGGUCAAAAGAGCAUCAUUGUCUCUCUCAAGGGUAAUGGUAACGGUGUAGUUGUGCUCGGCGCUCAUCAAGACUCGAUCAACGGGCUAGACCCGAUAAAAGGUCAUGCUCCCGGCGCAGAUGACAACGGCACCGGCAGUAUUACAAUCUUGGAAGCCCUUCGCGCGAUCCUCGACAGCGACUUAGCCCUCAAAGAUAGCGAACACACACUUGAAUUCCACUGGUACGCAGGAGAGGAGGCUGGGCUCCUGGGCAGUAAUGCAAUCUUUAAUGAGUACGCUCGCGAUGAUGUCAACGUUGUAGCUAUGCUCAAUUUCGACAUGACGGGCUAUGUCAAGCCUAACACGAAGCCGACGAUGGGUGUCAUAACUGACAACGUUGACCCCAAGCUCACGCAAAGGCUGCGGGAGAUUAUCGAGAAAUGUUCAGAUCAUGCCUCGGCGACCCUUGUUGGUUUCCCGUCUGCUUUCAUCUUUGAAUCGACCUUCGAAAACUCGAACGAAUACAUCCAUACACCCGAAGACACAAUUGAGAAGGUGGACUUUGGACACGUGUAUGAGUUCGCGAAGCUCGCGGUUGCUGCCGCCUACGAGCUCGCUUGGUGA
Messenger RNA from Verticillium dahliae VdLs.17, 1059 nucleotides. Its product is annotated as leucyl aminopeptidase. NCBI's taxonomy places the organism in Eukaryota, Fungi, Ascomycota, Sordariomycetes, Glomerellales, Plectosphaerellaceae. The transcript has 4 exons. The coding region runs from base 1 to 1059 and encodes 352 amino acids. Gene Ontology annotation, molecular function: metalloexopeptidase activity. Gene Ontology annotation, biological process: proteolysis. The record is from RefSeq and is a predicted model, not a curated record.